GUGUUUAACCCAACGGAUCCAACCCAAUCCCGCGUUCUCUCUCUCUCUCUCACUCUCACUCUAGAUCUCUCUCUCUCUCUCUCUUCUGCGACAAAUACUUCUGGUGGUUCGAGUGAGUGAAGCGAGCGAGCGAGCGAGCGGAUGAGCGGAUAAUGGCGAGCCACCAUCGCCCCCAGCCCUCCCCCGUCAACCUCUCCCUCUUCAAGCUCUUCGUCUCCGUCGUCACCGCCGCCGCCUUCCUCUUCCUCACUUUCUCCUUCCUCUUCACCUCCUCCUCCUCCUCCUCCCCCGACGCCUCCCGCUUCCACUCCCUGGGGUUUAGUUCUGCUGGAAAUGGAUAUGGAUCUAUCCGGAGAUCGAUACUCGCGAUGAAGUCGGAUCCUCUGAAGCCCCGACUAGAUCAGAUACAGAAGCAAGCUGAUGACCACAGGGCUCUCGCGCUGGCCUAUGCGUCUUACGCGCGUAAGCUUAAGCUUGAGCAUGGGAAACUAGUCAGGAUCUUUGUCGAUCUCUCGAGGAACUUCAGUGAUCUUUUGAAGAAGCCCUCCUACCACACUCUCUUUGAAUCGGAUUCAGUCAAUGUUGAUGAAUCUGUACUUCGGCAGUUCGAGAAGGAAGUGAAGGAGCGUAUCAAGGUCACUCGCCAGUUGAUAUCGGAGUCGAAGGAGUCCUUUGACAAUCAAUUGAAGAUCCAGAAGUUGAAAGAUACUAUCUUUGCGCUUAAUGAGCUGUUGACGAAGGCAAAGAAGCAGGGGGCUUUUUCAAGUUUAAUCGCUGCGAAGUCGAUCCCGAAGAGCUUGCAUUGCCUCUCAAUGCGAUUGAUGGAGGAGAGGAUUGCCCAUCCCGACAAGUAUGUGGAUGAUGGGAAGCCUCCUAUGCCGGAAUUGGAGGAUCCAAACCUUUACCAUUAUGCAAUCUUCUCAGAUAAUGUGCUCGCAGCCUCGGUGGUCGUGAAUUCUGCAGUGAAGAAUGCGAUGGAGCCAUGGAAACAUGUCUUCCAUGUGGUGACUGAUAAGAUGAAUCUUGGGGCCAUGCAGGUCAUGUUCAAGUUGAAAGAUUACAAUGGCGCCCACAUUGAGGUUAAGGCAGUUGAGGACUACAAGUUCUUAAAUUCCUCCUAUGUCCCAGUGCUGAGGCAAUUGGAGUCAGCGAACUUGCAGAGAUUCUACUUUGAGAAUAAGCUUGAGAAUGCCACUAAGGACACGACCAACAUGAAAUUCAGGAACCCCAAAUACUUGUCUAUUCUGAAUCACCUGAGGUUUUAUUUGCCGGAGAUGUACCCGAAAUUGCACAGGAUUUUGUUCUUGGAUGAUGAUAUAGUUGUGCAAAAGGACUUGACGGACUUGUGGAAGAUUGACAUGGACGGGAAGGUGAAUGGCGCAGUGGAGACAUGCUUCGGUUCUUUCCAUCGUUACUCCCAGUACAUGAAUUUUUCGCAUCCUCUGAUUAAAGAAAAAUUCAAUCCCAAGGCCUGUGCAUGGGCAUAUGGAAUGAACUUCUUCGAUCUGGAUGCUUGGAGGAGAGAGAAGUGCACAGAAGAGUAUCACUACUGGCAAAAUCUGAAUGAGAACCGUACCUUGUGGAAACUGGGAACACUGCCUCCGGGUUUGAUCACAUUCUACUCCACGACAAAACCGCUGGACAAGUCGUGGCACGUUCUUGGGCUCGGUUACAAUCCUAGCAUAAGCAUGGACGAGAUUCACAAUGCCGCGGUGGUUCACUUCAACGGGAACAUGAAGCCGUGGCUCGACAUAGCCAUGAACCAGUUCAAGCCUCUAUGGACCAAGCACGUCGACUACGACUUGGAGUUCAUUCAGGCUUGCAAUUUCGGCCUUUAAGGAAAACAUCAUUACCCAAAGCCUCUUCUCCAUACCUGCGGUCCCCCCGCCACAGAACACAAUCUGUGAGAUCCUCGACUAUCCUUCACACGCCGGUUUCUGAUUUACGAGCUUAAUUGCUGCUACUUAAGGUCUAGCCUAGCCCUGAUAUUUAUUAUAUAGGUUCUAUAGGAUGACGUGCUUCCGUCUGUCCAUAAUAGUGUUGCCGUCAAAGUCGAUUGGCAAGAGUUCUUUCUCUUCAUCAAAAACUUAGAUUUUUGGAACUGAAUCGAUCAAAUCUCUAAUCAGCUCUUCAUAUUACAUUCUCCGAUAUGUAGCAAGCUGAACGUGACUUGAUUCGCCUCAUCUCUUCGAAGUUUCUUGUGCAGAACGAACAGUAUGAACAAUAGAAUGUUCUGUUAUGAACGACUUAUGACUUUUAACACUUUGAUUUAUCUUCUCAA
This is a messenger RNA of Punica granatum (pomegranate), 2281 nucleotides long. The record is from RefSeq and is a predicted model, not a curated record. NCBI's taxonomy places the organism in Eukaryota, Viridiplantae, Streptophyta, Magnoliopsida, Myrtales, Lythraceae.